AUGGAUGUAGGUAACGUUUGGAAAGUCUUCGAAAUUAAUGAAGAAAAUCUUCGAAUGCGUUACUUCAACUUCGACCCGGAUCCGACAGUUCGGCAGACAUUUUGGACAUUAUUUUUCGGGUCUGUAUUAGGAUAUUUUGGAAUGGCCUUUAAUCAGGCGACUGUACAACGUAUCGGCUCUCUCAGGACAUCACAAGAGGCAAACAAAAUUCUCUAUUUCGCCGGUCCGGUGUACUUUUUGUUUGGUGUCCUAGUUAAUAUUGAAGGACAUGUCAUGUUUGCCUACUUCAACUCUGUUAACUGUGAUCCUGUCGAGUCUGGCAUUAUUAAAAACCCAAACCAGUUACUACCAUAUAUGGUGGUUAGGGUGUUCCAUGGCUUUCCCGGGCUCGCGGGACUAUUUCUCGCCUCUUUGUUCAGUGCAUCGUUAAGCACAAUAUCAUCAGGACUUAGUUCUCUUAGCGCUCAAACCAUUGAGGAUUUCAUUAAACCCCGUUAUAAGGACAUGUCCGACAGAAAAGCAACAGCCAUAGCGAAGUUUUCAGUUCUGAUCUAUGGCGGACUUUCUUUGGCAAUCACAGCUAUGAUAGCGAAAGUACCCGGAUCAUUGAGUCAGAUAAGUGGCUCACUCCUCACCUGCUUUGGAGGUCCAAUUGCGGGAAUGUUCUUUCUUUCUAUAUUUUGCCCCUGGGCUACGAAAAAGGUAGGUCUGUCUUUUCAUGAACCUGGUUUUUAUGACAACAAGGUACUACCAAUUUUGAUCGCUCCUGAAGCAACAGACGUUUAG
Messenger RNA from Ylistrum balloti, 786 nucleotides. Its product is annotated as sodium-coupled monocarboxylate transporter 2-like. The record is from RefSeq and is a predicted model, not a curated record. Gene Ontology annotation, cellular component: membrane. The transcript has 7 exons. Lineage: Eukaryota; Metazoa; Mollusca; Bivalvia; Pectinida; Pectinidae. Gene Ontology annotation, biological process: sodium ion transport; transmembrane transport. The coding region runs from base 1 to 786 and encodes 261 amino acids. Gene Ontology annotation, molecular function: symporter activity.